AUGCAGCUACAGGAGCAACUUCCUUCCGGUGGGAAUCAAGCAUGGAUGGCCGGCCUGCAUUUGCAAGGCAACGGGCUAGUGGUGCAUGGCUCUUGCUUCAGGGGCCAUCCUCCAUCGAAAUAUGCAGCAAGACAAGAGUCAAUAGAUAUCACUUGUGGAAGCAAGGGAAAUCACACAGAUACUAGGGAUCCAGAAUGUGAAGCCAGCGGAGGCAAAAGACCAAGUAAAGGCUUAUCUUAG
Histoplasma mississippiense is the source of this 240-nucleotide messenger RNA. RefSeq lists its product with no specific name. The transcript has a single exon. Bases 1 to 240 code for a protein of 79 amino acids. The record is from RefSeq and is a predicted model, not a curated record. Lineage: Eukaryota; Fungi; Ascomycota; Eurotiomycetes; Onygenales; Ajellomycetaceae.